AUAGGGCAAAAAUAGGGGGGAAGGACAAAGGAAAGAGCGAUGCCUACAUUAAAUCAAUUGAUUCGUCAUGGUAGAGAAGAAAAAUGGCGCACGGACCGUACUCGAGCUUUGGAUCAAUGUCCCCAGAAGCAAGGAUUAUGCCCGCGUGUUUCAAUGAGAACACCGAAAAAACCUAAUUCAGCUCCACGUAAGAUAGCCAAAGUACGGUUGAGCAAUCGACAUGAUAUAUUUGCUCACAUUCCAGACGAAGGUCAUAAUUUGCAGGAACAUUCUAUGGUCUUAAUAAGAGGAGGUAGAGUGAAAGAUUCGCCAGGUGUGAAAUUCCAUUGUAUUCGAGGAGUCAAGGAUUUGCUGGGAAUUCCGGAUCGAAGAAGAGGCAGAUCAAAAUAUGGUGCGGAAAAACAUAAAAUAGAUAUGAAUGGAAGAUGCCUCUGUAACUCCUUUUUCUCGGUAAGGAUAGGCACGAAGUCACUCGACUGAAAGGAGAGGGAACAACCACAACGUUACACCCCAAAACUAUACGGAGCCCUUCCGAAUGACAUAGAAUAUAGUCUACCUCACUCUUUCUUGGCUAGUCUAGUAGACUCUAUUCGCCCGUGGAGGUGAGUGGAGGAAGCUGUGAAGCUUCUAACUCUAAUUACCAACUCGGGACUAUAUUAGUAUAAAGCGGCAUUAUCCCUUUACUAAAUCCUCCCUCGCUUACCACCAUGAACAAGACCUUUCCCGAUCAAUUGGUUUUUCAUUAUUUAAUAAGAAAGAUGGCAAAUCCUACCAUUGUAUUUCCUUUUUUCAUUUGGAUCCUAUCAACUUAGAGAGUGUCUAGAUUAAGACACUUCUCGUAUUCGGACUAUCAAGAUCGACUAAAUGAGAGUGUGGCUGACAUGGUAAAAGAACAAAUCAGCCACACUUUUCUGGACCCCUUUUUUUACUAGCUUUAAUUCCACUCCCAGCAGGACACAAUACACUUAAUGUAAUAAAGAUUUUUCUAGGAGAACAAAAUGAAGCUAAUUUACAGCUCUUGUCAUAUAUCUAUAAUUGCUUCCAAUAAUUAUGAAUAUAUAGUGAAUUUUUUGCGCAAGCCGUACAUAUUGCGUUAACAAUAAUGGGGGGAGGUGGUUUUGGUUAGUUAAAUAUAAGUUGUAGUUUGAGUCCUCUCGAGGACGGGCCCCCUUUUUUUGGGAAAGGAUAGUGGGUAGGGCUUAUCUUUCCCUUCAACCAGCCACUCUUUUAGUUCCCAAAAUAUAUAUAAUCCAGAAUCCUUUUAAGCGCCUUAUCACGAAAGUGACCGAGCAAGCAGAUGAUUUCCCCUAAGGCACCGAUGGACCAACGCCUUCGUAUGUAUAUCACCCGAAUUUCUUGAUUCACGGCGUCGAGUAUUUGCACUUUAGAUAUCAUGAAUCGACCUGUAGACGGUGAUACCGCCACCUUUGGCGACGUGAUCCUUUCUUAUUCACUUGUGCUGAUGGCGGAGAGGUCGGCGCCUGUGUUCUGGCUCUGGGGGGUGGGUCUUCCCUUUCUCAAUUAUGACGUACUCGGUUAGGUUGCCAUCUAGGUCUCGGUCGGGGGCGACUUCCAAAUUAUGGUCUCAUUCUUCCCUUGAUUCAUGAUCCUUGCAGCUGAAUUAAUCCCCCAUGUGUCGGGACCUGAACCGUGGUGGUGCUCUUCUACAGCUUCUUCUACAUAGGCUCCUCCACUUCUGGAAUUGAAAAAGGAAGCUUUUCCAAGCCCGAACAAGAUCAAAAGAACUGAUCGCUUUCUACAAUAAGAAAAUAGUUAUCUACUAGCCAUGUUUUCUUUCUGUGAUAAUGCCGUAGCGUAGGACUCCAGGAAUUUUGGAAGCUGAACAUGCUCAAAAGAUGCCUAAAGCUUUUAGCUUUGAUCAUUCGACGCCGAGUGAAAGGGUUCCUCGCUAAAUAAAACCAAAGUUCCACAAUCCCUUACCUACCCCAGCCCAUCCCUUCACCCGGAUAAUGACCACUUAAGCACCUCUGGAAGCGAACAGAAAGAGAUGGCAGAGUCCGCCUCGUUCUUAUACGACUUUCUUUCUCUGUGUUCUAUCACUCACGGAUGGCCUACCCAAGGAAGAAAUCCAGGGCAGUCACCUGUAUGUUAGGUAGCCUCCUCACUAAACACAAGUAAGAGCUAGCUUGCAUUGAGAAUGAGGGCCCUCCUAAGGACUUGUUUUCAGCUCCUUACUUACAGAUAAGAGUCAAAGUUCAAACAGCCCACUUUGCUCCGUUGCUCUGCUCGCUCCGAAGAUUCUACAUACCGGCCGUAAAGAGAGAGCGCAGUGUGAUUGGCUCUAUAAUGGAAAUAAUGGAUAUGCUCUUUCGUAGAGCUUCGCUAGCAGUGUCGAGCUUUGCUCACGAUUCGACUGGAACUAAGGACCUGAACUGAAUGGAAUUUCAGAGCUCUCGCGCGGCUAUCUAAAGAAUGAAGAACCGCUACUGAACGAGAGCGAGUGAAGUGAGUAAGCACGGAACGAGCUAAAUAGAAGUUGUAGCAACGAGCUACUAAGGAAUGACUGUGUUGAUGUUUCAAACGUAGAGCUCGGUACUUUCAAUUUCAUGAUUGUAUUCCAGGCUGAGCACAACAUCCUUAUGCACCCAUUUCACAUCUUAGGCCUAGCUGGUGUAAAAGGCGGCUCCCUAUUCAGUGCUAUGCAUGCUUCCUUGGUAACAUCUAGUUUGAUCAGGGAAAGCACAGAAAAUGAAUCUGCUAAUGAAGGUUACAGAUUCGGUCAAGA
This is a messenger RNA of Solanum lycopersicum (tomato), 2746 nucleotides long. Lineage: Eukaryota; Viridiplantae; Streptophyta; Magnoliopsida; Solanales; Solanaceae. The record is from RefSeq and is a predicted model, not a curated record.